AUGGGAGGUGUUUCCUCAGCCCUUGAUCCAGCUAGGGGAAGAGGAGCCGUCUCUGUUCCCGAUGGAUAUACCACACCUUCUUUCCCAUCGCUUUAUCUCCCAACUCUGCACGAUACGAAGAAUCAGAGAGGUAUUUUCCUAUAUGAAGCCGAGGCAAUAUGGCAUUUCACCCUAUACUGGACUUUGCUUCUGCUCGGCUCAUUAUUCCUAAUAUGUUCAAUAUACGCGUCCCUCACCAUUUUCAUCAACAUAACCACCUAUCGUGAUAAUCAGUCUGAUCGCAAUCGAAAUAAUCCGUCGUUGAACAAAAAGAAGAUAGCAAGGAAACGAAGUAAGAAACCACCUUUAUGGCCUAUAUUCAUCUUACCCGUUAUAUCAGUUGUGAUUGCCUCUGGGAUAAGCUUGAUAUCAGCUACGGUAGUCGGAUUUGCACUUGCUGCGAUUUAUUCGGCUGGAGGAUUCAGUAUGUCUACAUGGGUUCCAUUUCUUUGGGCAUUGAUACAAGUUCUUGUCCUUCUAAUAUCGAGUUAUUCCACCCUGACUUCAAUCCUAUAA
Messenger RNA from Kwoniella botswanensis, 555 nucleotides. RefSeq lists its product as uncharacterized. The transcript has 5 exons. The record is from RefSeq and is a predicted model, not a curated record. The coding region runs from base 1 to 555 and encodes 184 amino acids. Lineage: Eukaryota; Fungi; Basidiomycota; Tremellomycetes; Tremellales; Cryptococcaceae.